AUAUCAUCAUUUGUGAGGCGAAAUAGACGCUUUCCCAGCCACCUUUUCGCUCAAACCCUGUACGAAAAACGAAAAGCGAAAAACUUCACGGCGGCGACCCAACACCAACAUCCAGCCAUCUUUUUCGCCCUGCCACUUUUAACUGAUAGAUGCUGGUGCUGCGCAAAAACCUUGGAGAUGCAUUCCUUGAUUAAGGGCUUAUGUUAUUAUUGGUGGAGUUGCUUACAAGAAGAUGAAUCUUGAAACUUUGGAUUUGCGGAGAGUUAACCGUGAGUUGAGUCUAUGAUUCACUAUUCUAUUCUAUUCUCUUCACCUACAUUCUGACUUGUCGCUUCUUUAUCUUCUUUUUACUAACACAGACCUUGUACAUAGACUCGCGACCACAGUUGCAACAAGUGCGAACCUCAAAAGUAAUUAGCGGUGUGGAUGUGCGGUACGGAGAAAACACACCUUCAGUAGAAUCGAGUAGUUCGGAUGCAGCUACGGUGACACGGUGGGCAACCCCUCCAUCUCAAUUCCGUACUCCACAGAGAAGCUACGAGAACCUGGGAGAUUCAACAGAGGCGCCUUUGAUCAGGGCAAGCGAUUGGGAGGCUUCACAUCAGAGAUACAACAAUAAUAUGGUUCGAUUUGAUGAACAGCAGAUAAGGAAUAUGGAAACUGAAGCUUUGAGGAAACAGACAAGGAUUUCAGAUCAGGCCGAUGAUGAAAGUCCACCUACUCCAAACACUGACGAUACGCCAUUUAUCCGAUUUGCGAUCGAUCAAUUGACGAGAGAUGAAGAAGCCAGGCGAGAAGCAAGAAGAGCUCAACAAUUAGAGCAAGGUCAACUACCGACUGAUUCACAGAGUUCGGAGGAUUACCCUGUGGAGAGACUUAUUGCAGAUGAUAACCGAUAUGUCCCUCAACGGCCAACGAGAGCAGAACUAGCACUCAUCAGAAAACAUCGCUCUACACCGGGACCCGGGCGAUUAUUAGGUCUCAAUGCCACACAACCUCUCUCAACUCCACCUACACAAGAAGAGGAUAGAACACCCAUAAGAGCACCUCAAACAUCUCAAACAUUUCAAAUACCUCAAAUACCUCACGACGAUAACGAUGUCGAAAUAUUCAUCCCCACACAACCUCCUUUAAAUACCAAACGAUACCCCGAGCUGAGAUUUUUACCCACGAUUUUACGACCUUUUUCUUUGCUAGCGCUUAUUACAUUAUGUCUUCUCAUGACUGCAGCGAUUAUGUUUUGCGCGAUUUACUCGAAUUACCACGAAGGUCUUUAUUCGUGGAAUACUGGAGUUUAUGGCGUUAGAUAUUUUAUAUUUGGAUUUUUACCCCAGAUUUUGGGAGCGUGCAUAUUUUUAUAUGUUCAGUAUUUGAUGGCUGCCAUCACGAGAAUCAUGCCAUAUACAUUAAUGGCGAUGGAAGAUGCGGAGCCCAGAACCAACGCCUUGUUCUUGGAAGCCUUCCCAAGACAUAUGCUAUGGCCGAGGUGGGACGGGCCUAUGAUGAUUGAUAUUGGGGCAUUGUGUUUAUGGUUAUCCGUUUUUACGAUUCCUCUUCAGGGAUGUUUGUUCUCUGUCAUAUUGGCGGAUGAACAUUGGAAAUGGACUGCUGUUCAGGGGAUCGCGUGGACUUUGGUUGCGAUUUACAUAUCGAUGUGUAUGGGAUUGGUACUUAUUGGGGCCUUUUUCUUUCAUCGAACCACUGGGUUGUUAUGGGAUCCUCGAUCAUUAGCUGAUCUAAUUGCGUUAUUGCCUCGGAGCAAUAGUCUCAGAGAUUACCCAGGAACCGAGACUAUGAAGUCGAAACAGGAAAUUAGAACUAAGCUAGCAGAUCGAAGUGAUCGAUUGGGUUACUGGAAAACACCUAGUCCUACACAGGGGAUAUUCUAUUCGAUAGGAGAAACAGGUGCACCAAUAAGACGAUACACGUUAGAAAGUGGAAAGGCCGAGAGAAAAAUUAGCAGUGAGAGCGCUACGCAUGAUUUGGAGGAAAAUCACCCAUUUCUUCAUGAUACCGCUACUCGAUUUCGAUCUAUCUUAUGGUUCUUGCGCGACGCAUUUGUAGUACUGUGGUGUGUUACGGCAUUUUUCCUCUUGCUGGCAUUGAUCAUCAUAUCAUUCCUUCCAUCGACAGCCAUUCGCCAUGGAUUCCCACCCUUGGUUGCUGCUGGUCCAAAUGGGUCCGGAUAUUCCACAGCAAAUUUCUUGUACAGUUUCAUUCCAUCCCUAAUUGGGAUGAUUCUAUACCUCCUAUUUCAGCCCCUCGACAUGAGUCUCCGAAAACUUCAACCUUGGGCCGAACUAGCCAACCCUGACGGUUCUCCUGCAUCUAAAUCUCUCCUACUUGACUACACAGCCGCCCACCCAAUCCAAAGCAGCAUCACCGCCCUCCGAAAUGGACAUUUCCGCGUCGCCUGGUUUUCGCUCACAUCUUUCCUAUUCAUAAUUCUCCCCAUCCUCGCAGGCGGAAUAUUCUUCCCCUUGACCACCACCUCGAACGAAGUGCGCAUGCUUCCUAAUCUCCCUUCCUUCUACAUCUGUCUCGCAUUUCUCAUUAUCUAUUUCCUCACUCUUCUCCUCCUACUUCCUAAUCGCCGAGCAAUGCAUUUACCUCAUCCAGUGGAUUGUCUAGCUGAAAUCAUCAGUUUUGUGCAUUCGAGUAAUAUUCUAGAUGAUGCGGCUUUUAGUGCUCCUAGGUCGAAAACCGAUUUAGUGACGAGAUUAGUUAGUACAUCAGCUUAUAUUAAGGGAGAGGAAGCGAGAUAUGUGUUGGGGGUUGGUAUGGGGAGGGGUGGGAAGGAAGGAUUGGGGAUUGAGAGGUUAGGGAGGAGAGGGGGUGAUCAGGUUAUGGUUAUGGGGUGAAAUGGAUGGAAUUGGAAUUGGAAUUGGAAUUGGAAUGGGAACGGAAAUGGGAAUAGGAUGGAUGGGUGGGUGGUCAUCUGAUGGUUUAUGGUUUAUGGCUUAUGAUUUACUUUUAAUGAUUAUACGAAUGCUUGAUAAAGCUAAUGUGAUGGAUAAAAUGGAUUGGUCUUUUGCUU
Molecule: messenger RNA, 3037 nt
Organism: Sclerotinia trifoliorum
Lineage: Eukaryota; Fungi; Ascomycota; Leotiomycetes; Helotiales; Sclerotiniaceae
Source: the annotation of a GenBank genome assembly